Messenger RNA from Hemibagrus wyckioides, 2138 nucleotides. RefSeq names its product hdc homolog, cell cycle regulator (gene heca). NCBI's taxonomy places the organism in Eukaryota, Metazoa, Chordata, Actinopteri, Siluriformes, Bagridae. The record is from RefSeq and is a predicted model, not a curated record. The transcript is spliced from 4 exons. The coding region runs from base 257 to 1843 and encodes 528 amino acids.
CAGGAAUCAAAACAACACACGGACACGCCCUCUUCUUCUUCUGCUUCUGCUUCAUGGUGCACCUCGGCUGUCAAAAUGGCCCGGACGUCGACGACGACAACGACCAGCACGACGCCGCCGCUGACCAUCAGAGCCCCAUGAUCGUAUCUGUGUGCUUUGGCGCGCGCGACUGACAAUGCCAUCGGCGCGAGGGACGCGUGCGGACGGUCAGCGUUAACGUGUGCGUCGUUUCCUAUCGAGAGAGCGCAGCACCAUCAUGCCGAGCCAGAAGAGCAACAAGGGGAAGAGAAAUAAGCGCACUAACAGCAGCGGAGAUGAACAGGAAAAUGGAGCCUCCGCAGCAGGAGCAGGAGCAGCAGCAGCAGCAGCAGCAGGAGCAGGAGCAGGAGGAGGAGGAAGCACUGCAUUAGUAGGAGCUACAGCCGCUCCACAAAGCGGUAAACGAGAGGCGCUGUGUGCCACGCCGCUCGUCUGCAGUUUAAACCGCACCGUUGACCUCGAGAAGGACGACUACCAGCGGGUCCUGUGCAACAGCGAGCAUUGUCCUUAUGGCAACUGGAUGCAUCUCCAGUGCUUCUAUGAGUGGGAAAGCAGCAUCCUGGUACAGUUCAACUGCAUCGGCCGAGCUCGUAGCUGGAACGAGAAGCAGUGCAGGCAGAACAUGUGGACCAAGAAGGGCUAUGACCUGGCCUUUCGCUUCUGCUCCUGUCGCUGUGGCCAGGGUCACUUAAAGAAGGACACUGACUGGUACCAGGUCAAGCGCAUGCAGGACGAGCGCAAGAAGAAGGUGGUGUCUGAGAAAAGUAGCGGGAAGGCCAGCGCAGGAGGAGGAGGAGGAGAGGCCUCAGAGGAGCUGAAAAAAGGUAAGACGUCUAAUAAACUGCCUCACCGCGGCUCCAACCAGGACCUCUCACGCCGCCAGUCUGUGGAUCGGCAGAACUCUCAGGAGCGGAGCCACGCGGCAAGCGGCGUCGGGGUGAACCUGGGUGCUCGCUCACCCACCGACUCCCCUGGUCAGUCUCCACCGCUAGGCUUCUCCUUCUUCACGCCUCAGUCGGUCGGCGCGCCACGCAGCUCGCGACACCUGGGUGAAUUCCUUAAAAACGCAGUUCACAUGGAAGGAAACAGGAAGCAUUUGCUGGUGGGUCAUGUUGCCGGCCGGGGAACUCUUCAAGUGGAUCACGGGGCGGGUGGUUUGUGUCUGCCCCGCCUUACUCAGGGCGACGGCCCGGUGCAGUUCCUGAAGAGGCUGGACCUCUCCGAGCUGCUGGCGCAUGUCCCUCGGCACAAGCUCAACACCUACCAUGUGCGCAUGGAGGACGACGCGCAGGCUGGACAGGGCGAGGACUUGAGGAAGUUUAUUCUGUCUGCUCUCAGUGCCAGUCACCGCAACGUGGUCCACUGCGCCCUGUGCCACCGCAUGCUGCCCAUCUUCGAGCAGUUUCCGCUGGUGGACGGGACGCUGUUCCUCAGCCCCUCGCGACACGACGAGAUCGAGUACGACGUUCCGUGCCACUUACAAGGGAGGCUGAUGCACCUGUAUGCUCUCUGUGUGGAUUGUCUGGAAGGUGUGCACAAAAUCGUGUGUAUAAAGUGCAAAUCCCGAUGGGACGGAAGCUGGCACCAGCUGGGUACGAUGUACACCUACGACAUUCUGGCUGCUUCACCUUGUUGUCAGGCCAGACUGAACUGUAAGCACUGUGGGAAGCCUGUGAUUGACGUGCGAGUGGGAAUGCAGUAUUUCUCGGAGUACAGUAACGUCCAGCAGUGUCCUCACUGUGGAAAUCUGGACUAUCACUUCGUCAAACCUUUCUCCUCCUUUAAAGUCCUGGAAGCUUAUUGACAAAAGUUCUUCAUGCAUGCUAGUUUCCUUCCCUUUAUUUUCUUCCUAGGGAAAUUUAUUGGUCUGAAUUCUUUUUGUUUAUUUUUAUUAUUAUUAUUAUUUUUUUUAAUGAAACCGAGGUGAGAGAGUGAUGGCAGUUAAUCCGAGGAUGGACACAGGAAGUGCUUCACUGUUUGUCCGGCAGAUCUUCUCACCUGGCAUUUACACCCACAGAACAGAGUUCUACUGUGACGAGUGAAUGUAUCUGUACAUGCCAAAUUCACCCUUUUUGUACAAAGAACAAAUAAAAUAAAAU